This is a messenger RNA of Gavia stellata (red-throated loon), 2140 nucleotides long. RefSeq names its product nuclear FMR1 interacting protein 1 (gene NUFIP1). The coding region runs from base 1 to 2016 and encodes 671 amino acids. Gene Ontology annotation, biological process: box C/D snoRNP assembly. Gene Ontology annotation, molecular function: RNA binding. The record is from RefSeq and is a predicted model, not a curated record. The transcript has 11 exons. Gene Ontology annotation, cellular component: nucleus. NCBI's taxonomy places the organism in Eukaryota, Metazoa, Chordata, Aves, Gaviiformes, Gaviidae.
AUGCGCGCCAGGACGCCGCGCUCGGCUCGGGGGCGCAGGCCAGCCCCUCUCCCCCGCCCCACUCCGCUUCCCCGCUCCCCGCCGCCGCACUUCCGGCGCUGUUGGAUGACCGGCCACCGGUGUGGCCCCACGUGGUGCUGGAAGCACACCGCGGAGCAGGGGCUGCACCCGGGCGGCCGCUUCGGGCCUGAAAUGAAUCCCUUCGCCUGGUACCCGCCACCCCCGCCGGGGCUCCCUCCGCCCGGGCUCCCCCCACCCUUUUUCUGCCCGCCGCCCCCCUGGGAGCCUAGCUUCUGGGCUCCCCCCGGGCCCUACCCGCCGCCUGGGCGCUACCCGCCGCCCGACAGCUACCCGCCUGCAAAGAGCUAUUCUCAGCCCGCCGACAGCUACCCGCAGCCUGACAGCCACCCGCCCGCCGACAGCUGCUCUCAGCCUGCUGAGAGCUACCCGCCCGCCGAGAACUACUCGCAGCCCGACAGCUACCCGCCUGCCGAGAGUUACCCGCUGCCCUCCGACAGCUACCCGCCCGCCAAGAGCUACCUGCCGCCUGACAGCUGCACGCCACCCGCCGCAUGGUACCCCCCGGCCUACGGAGAGCGACCACAGGGCCCGCACGCUGGUGGAAAUGGCAAUUUCUCCCAGAAGUGGCAAGGCGAGCAAGCGCCUGGGUUUAGUAAACGUUUUCCAGAAGAAAAUAACAAGCCAAAGACCAAAAAGAAAAAAGAGCCAGUUUUCUCUCAUUAUUGUGAUACCUGUGACCGUGGCUAUAAAAACCAGGAGAAGUAUGAUGAACAUAUUUCACAACAUAAACAGUGCACAGAAGAAGGCUGCAAUUUCAGCGCACAUGAGAAGAUAGUUCAGAUACACUGGAAGAACGCACAUGCACCUGGUGCUAAAAGAAUAAAAUUAGAUAGUCCAGAAGAGAUCGCUAGAUGGAGAGAAGAAAGAAAAAAAAAUUUUCCUACGUUGGCAAACAUUGAAAGGAAGAAGACGAUGCAGAUGCAGAAGGAAGAAAGGGGAGAAGUGCUGACUACCCAACAGUUUGGCAAAAUGAAGGGGAUGUGGAAACCUCCAGAAAAUGAAGAGAGGUUUGGGCAGCAAGGAAGACAGAGGAGAAGACAAAGGCGCCCUUUCUGGAAGAAAUUUAGGAAAAAUAGUGGCAAUUAUAAUGUACAUAAAACUCAAAAUGAAGCCAAUGGACCAGAAAACAGCAUGUGUGAGAAGGAGCAUGAAAAACAGUGUGCUUUGGCAGCUCAGCCAUACGUGAAGGAUACGGACCCUCUUGGCCUUCUGGCAAACAGUGACAUUGAAUCCGACAAGGACGAAGCAGCCGCCGAAGAUGGGAGGCUGGGAUUGACUGUUGUUCCCAAGCAGGUCACCUCCGCCCUGAGUUCAUUGUCAGCCAACUAUGGCAGUGGGUCCGACAGCGAGCCUGAAGAAAUCCCUGUCAAGACUACAACAGAAGUUGAGAAAAACCAGGCUGCAUUCAGAAAUAUGCCUCAAACUACUUGUGUUCCUUGGAGUCGAAACGCGAAUCAAAAACGUCCAGAAUACGUAGGCACAACAUUAAGAAGCUCGAAUUCAAAUGCACGUCCCCCCAGAGGGUCUGAUAACUGGGGCAAGAAAACAUUACCUCUCCUUCCAAAGCGCCGUCCAACUCUGCUGGAAAUGUUACUGGCCCAGGACAUCCGACACGAAAGGAAUGUGAUUUUGCAGUGUGUUCGAUACCUCAUCCGAAAUAACGUGUUUGGACUUCAUUUUAAAACAGAACCACAAGCUGAAACACAGACUGAACAGUCCUCUACAACUACAACUACAGCAGAGUCUUUGAUGGACAAACUUGAUGAAUCUAAUUGUUCUUGUAGCUCUGACCUUCAGUUAGCAGGAGGAGAAGAAGAUUCGUUAUUAAUAGCCCAGGGUGAGAAAGCACCAAUGGAUCAGACUUCACAGACGGUUCACUUGGUAGACGAGGACAUGUGGGAAACCCCGCCAAUUCAGUGUGAAGAAGCACUGUAGAUGAUGUCUGUUGUGGACAGUAAAGCAAAGGCUGACCUUUUCUACCUGACUGGUGCUUUUUGAAAGACAUCAGUAUAACAAAAUAAUCAUUAAAGUACAUACUGAAAGCUGUUAAAACCACUUU